Messenger RNA from Perca fluviatilis (European perch), 6088 nucleotides. RefSeq names its product zinc finger and BTB domain containing 38 (gene zbtb38). Gene Ontology annotation, molecular function: protein binding. The transcript is spliced from 2 exons. Bases 2112 to 5741 code for a protein of 1209 amino acids. The record is from RefSeq and is a predicted model, not a curated record. Gene Ontology annotation, biological process: regulation of immune system process; regulation of cytokine production; negative regulation of transcription by RNA polymerase II. NCBI's taxonomy places the organism in Eukaryota, Metazoa, Chordata, Actinopteri, Perciformes, Percidae.
UAUUUUAUUGGCUUAACACAGAUCCAUUUCAGCGUACAUGCAUUAAUAAGUUAUAAAGUACAUACUGUACAUACAAAUUAGGGGUUUUAUGUAGGACUAAAAGGAAGACAACAAGGUGGACUGGAUCUCAUAAAGAACCAAUGGUUUAAAAACGAAAUUAAACAAAACUUCUGUAUAUUCUCUUUAAAUGCCACUGAUCUUCCUGGCCUGGCUCAAAGAAAACCCCAAAUAUACUGCAGUCAACAAAAAACUCCAACUUCUCUUUUUAAAUAUAUUGGCAAUAUUUUUUUGUUUACAAGAAUUUAGGGUCUUAUUAGUUCAUUUGAUUUCUUCUAAUGUGUGUCUUUGUUGUGAAUUUGAGAACUAGAGAACUAUUAACUUGAUAUUUUGACUGACAGCAGUCACUGUAAAGUCAGCUGUGGUGGUUGUUGCAUACUCAUUCCACUUCAACUCCAGUCAGGAUACCCCCUAGUUUCCCAAAUUUAGAUUGUAUGGCUCCAGUUAUAGAGAGUAUACACUGACGCCACUUUCGCCUCACUUAGAUUGUUAUCUCUUUUUUAGUUUUUGGUUGUCACACCAACAUGGCCAAGUGUGGCAAAAGUCAUAAGGUGUAACUGCCUUAAAAGGUGCUCCCCAGGCUAAUGUACAGGGUCUUCAAUGAAGCAGAUCUUGCUGUAGGGCACAAAAAAAUAGAAGACUGAGCCUGUGGUUAGUGUGUAUUUAUGAAACCAACAUAAAGGGAACAGGAAAAUGUAGGGUUAUCACUGAGUGUAAUUUAAGAGACUAAAGCACAACAACUCCAUGAAUAGCACAUUUCCUUCCUUUAGGACAAUGACUGAGUGCAUGCAUAAUGAUAUGGCACCUGCUACUUUUGAAGUCAUUAGCACAUAAAAUUAAAUGGCUUUCAAACUGGUUUAAAGUGGGUCUCAGCCAGCAUGAGGAGAGGACCCACACAGUCAUAUGACUACGCUCAGUUGUGUAAAUUAAAGAGCUGCCUCCGUCCUCAGAGGCUAGCAAGAGGCUCACAGUGCCAUGUCGGGUUCAGCUUCCUCCCCUCCCCCUCGUCUGCAGUGCUGACGCAUCUGCUGCUUUUGCAUCAAUCAGCAGCCUCUAUAUAGGUAUACUGAGAGUCCCCGCUGAUACCAGGACUCUCUUUUACCCCUUAGCGUUGCUUUCACUUUGCAUGCUCACUGGGAUUGUCAGAAAAAGCAUCGAUGAACAUCUGUCCUGUGACUGCUGGGAUACACAAUAGGACGGUAGUCACUGCCAUCUUCCUGCAGGUUCUGCAUUACCUAACCGCAGUGUCUGCGUAAGCACAGACGAAAGGCUUGGGUGUAAUAUAUUACUGCACAGACAGAGAGUAUGUGUGCACAAGCAUGAAACAGAUGGUGCGACGUUAUGCAUUCAAGGUGCAUAUUGUUUCUAUGAAGGCUAAAGAUAAUUUUGUUUCAUGCAAAGGAUAUUUUUCCUUUGGUCAGCAUCAAUCGUCUGGAUCCAGCUGGUGUGGUGCUCGGAAGAUUUAAUACGGCAUUUGCUGUACAGCAGAGUACACCUUACUCUACGCUGCUACCAGCAAUGCAGCAGAGUGUCUUCUCUGGCUGUAGCAUCGAGCACAGAGCUGGUAGCACCCAGCAUCUCUCCGCUCUCCCUACAGCCCUCUGCCAUGCUUAAUAAAAGUUGCCGCUUCCUGCUCAGAGGCUCCAGGCUUCAGUUGCCCAGUUAGCAAAAAGGCAGACCUAGGUAUAGUCUGGUUUAGCUACAUGCUAGACUGUGAGUUAUUCCAAUAGCUGUAGUAGGAUAGAAGAAGGAUAGUCAGAGGAGGGCAGGGCAGAUCUUGCCCAGGACCUGGGCUGCUUCGAUAGAGACGAAGGACGUUAGAGCUGGAGACAUCUGCACACAGAGAGGGAGGGAGAGGAAGAAAGACGCCAGAAAAAGCUCUGCUUCUGACAACACCACUGUUCAGCGACCAUCACAGAAAAAAACUAGUUUUGCCUUGCUCUCACAAAACUGUUUUUCAUGUGUAGUCGAGUAUAUUGAGGGCUGUAGAAAAGGGAUACUGCACUGCACUGUUUCCUGUUCGCCCCCUGCAUCAUUCUCUCUGAUUUACUAAGAUGACUGUGGUGUCCCCGUGCACUCAGAACCUAAUGGAUAGUGCUCACCCUCACACUGUGCUUAGCAAGCUCAAUGAGCAGCGCUCACAAGGCCUCUUCUGUGAUGUGACCAUUGUGGUGGAGGAUGUUAAGUUUCAAGCCCACAAGAACAUCCUGGCAGCCUGCAGCGGGUACUUCAGGAACGCUCUGACAUUUCCUGAGACAUGGAGCUCUAGCCAAGUGCUGGAGCUGAUGGACCUGAAGUCUGAGGUGUUCGCCAGUAUCCUCAACUUCAUCUACUGCUCAAAGGUGACAUCACCUGGUGCGGAGGACACAGGGGGGCUGGUGGCAGCUGGAAAAAGACUUGGAAUUCCUUUUUUAGAGAAGCUUGCAGAACAAGAGAAGCUGGACGAAUGUGUUAAAUUCACAGACUCCAGCAACAAAGCAACAAAGGACGCUCCCAGGCCUAAGGACAUUGACAGAGGGCCACGCAUCACCAAUGCCUUCUCUAUCACUGAAGAGUGUCCUGGGAACAAUCUUUUCACCCCAAUGGUUCAAACCAAUGGGGAGAGGCAGUCACCAGACAUGGGACAGCUCCCAUCAAGUUGCCCCACAACCUCCUGCCUCAACGGGAACGAGACAACCCAAGCCCUCUCAGAGCACUCAUAUGCAGUAAGUAAAUCUACUGAAGGCAACGACAGCAGUCAGUGGGACAACAAGAAGGUCUGUAAGCCAGCAACAUCUCAGCCAAAGCAACUCAUUUACAGGAACGCAGGUCCGCUUAAAAAGCGCCACAGGCUGACAAGCACAUUGUGUCGAAGUAUACUUCCAACUCCAGCUGAACCACAAACAGAUAAACCAAAUACAAUAACCUCCACAUUAGCCGAUGGUGUUUCUGCAGCACCUGUUGCAGUCAUGACACCACCUCUGCUUUUUUCAGAGGCAGAAACAGAAAAAAGUAUAAGCCCAGGGCUACCUAUAGCCACUGACAAUGUUCAAAUGGAGUUAGGUCCACCAACCUCUUCCCCUGAGGACAGCAUUUCAAUCUAUGGAUGCAGCCACUGUCCGGAGAUAUUCACAAAUAAAGCUCUUCUCACCAUUCACUCAGAGGUACAUAAAAAUCGUUUUGUCAGUCAUUUGUUUUGCAAGUUUUGUCAGAGAAAGUUCAUACACCUCAAACGGUUGCGAAACCAUGAGCAGAUCUGCCCUAAAGCUGUAAGAGGCCCACCUAAACUGGAUGCUACUGACAUAUCAACCAAGGAGGUGGAACUCCAUUCAGAUGAUAUGCCAAACACGGAGAGCAUUGUGACACACCCUCCUUCUGCUGACCUCUCCACCCCUUACACCCCAGAGCCCCUUCAAAUGGACCAACCAGAGCCUCCACAGAAUGAAAAGGCAGUGAGGAUAGGUAGCAGUCAGAGGAGAUAUAACUGCAGUGUAUGUAAACGGGUCUACGUCACACUAUCCAGUCUGAAGCGGCACGAGAAUGUACAUUCCUGGCAGAGGGCAUACCCCUGUCAUUAUUGUAAUAAAGUGUUUGCAUUGGCAGAGUACCGUACAAAGCAUGAAAUCUGGCACACAGGUGAACGCCGCUAUCAGUGCAUUUUCUGCCUGGAGACAUUUAUGACAUAUUAUAUCUUAAAGAACCAUCAGAAGUCUUUUCACGGCAUUGAUCCUAGUUUAGUUGUUAAGAAGAAAUCCGCCAACGGUGGUCUGAAAGCCAGUGUUUAUCCAAUCAAACUCUACAGGCUUCUGCCUAUGAAGUUUAGAAAGAGACAAUACAAGACGUACAGUCAGACAUAUUCUGAGAAUGUUGAAAGAGGGGAUGAAGCCCCACCAGACAGCAACUCUCUUAUCCCUCCAUUUGAAGAAAACAGUCUGAUCAGCCACCCUGAUACUGUUUCAUUCCCUCUCACAUUCAUGGCAACGACAACGAUGGUGGCACCUGUCAUGCCUCGCAUCAGCUUUGGCAAGCCAUGUGACCAAGAUGUUGACCAAAGUCUGAACAGUGAUUUGGAAAUUCAGAGAGGCACAAGAAAAGAGGCUGAGAAUAGAGAUUUACCCUUAAUUGACAGUACCUUCUCUUUGCAACCCGAAUCUCCUGCAGUGGGUUAUGAUGAUCCUCCAGUAAGUAACUCAGAGCACCUUAGUCAUAAUGUGCCAUUCUUAAACUCUUUGAACACUGUUAAAAAAUUAGGUGAGCUAUCAGCUUCUGCGAAAAGAGUUGAGGAUAUGACCAAGGAUAUACUUCAAUCAAGCACUGAGAAUCUGGUGCGAGAUAAAAAGGUGGGAGCAACGACAGAAACCUAUAUCGCCAAACCUGCAUGCCCGGGUCCAUCUGUGGAUGGUGCUGCAAUGCCGCUCUGUCAGAUAACAGUGAAAAUAGGCAAUGAAGCCAUCAUCCGCCGCCGUAUCAAAGGAUCUAAGCUCUUCCCCAGAAAGAAAAGGAGAAUGAGAGAACUAAGUGAGGAGGAGAGUCCAAGUCAGUGCCCUCCAACACGAGAAAGCUCAGAUAACCCCAGGCUCCGCCUGAGAACAGAAGUCACUUCUGCCACAGAGCCAGAGACAUACGAUGAUCCCAACGACUGUGACACAGCUGAUAUGCUUUGGCGCCCCUACUACUCUUACAAAGCUAAAAAGAAAAAUAAGUUGAGAUUCAAGCACAGAAAGGCCUUGUUUCACGGUUAUCCUGAAUCAUCUGCAGAUAGACCUGCUGCAAGUGAGACCCACCUUGAUAAAAAUAGUUGGCUGACAGAAGAGAGCAUGUCAGGUGGUAGUGGAGAGGUGAAACGUAGUCUCAGCAGGAACUCCAGCCCAAGGGCCACCUACAACUGUGACAUCUGUGACAGCUCUUUUAUCACAGAGACCGGUCUGAGAGCUCAUGUUAUUGGUUCCCACCCAUGUUUCUGCCGGACCUGUGGUAAACAAGGUCCCCCUGGCGAGGCACCAGCCGGUGGGGAUUACAUCUGCAACAGCUGUAUGGAAAAUGGCUCCUGCUUUGAUAACACACCCCGGAGCCCCAACCCAGAGAAGAAGUAUCGCUGCUCCUUCUGUCCCCAGCGUUUUCUCUACCUUGCCACCAAGAGAAGCCAUGAGAAAAAACACCAGGAGACAAAUGAGGAGGGAUAUAAUUCUGACAACUUCACGCCAUGUUCUAAAUACUCAGCAUACCUAAGUAAAGACAAUAAACAAGACACCAUCAAAACAGAAGACAGCAACAACCAAGGUGGCACGGACAUAAAAAGUGAAAGGGUGGAAGGACAUCUUUCCAUUGAUAAAAUUAAGCCUAAAACUGAGGAUACAACUGACUUUAUGUCUACUUACCAAGACAUGUCAUAUUCCAACAUUAAAAGUCCAUUAUCACCCUGCAUUGACCCAUUGUUUUCCCUGACACCCUCAAAGGUGAAACAUAAAAUGGUGAAAAAAAGGAUUAAUGCACAGCAUUCUAUGCAUAUCAUCUCAAAAAAGCAAGCCUCUGACAGAGACAGCGAUAGCAACAAGGGCAUUUUGACAGGGCAAAAAACAACCAGUCACAUCAAUCUUGAGAAGUCCUGUAAACUACUUAGAAGAAAUGACUCUGAAACUAAAGGCACCCACAUUUCUAUACACAAACCAGAGAAAUGGAUGUGCAAAGAGGAGCCAUUUUUUUAAAUAUAUUUGAGGCAAAAGAGAAAGUGAUUGAAACUUGACUUCAAGCUUUUGGUUAGGAAAUGUAAUAGUGUUGUCCUUCCAUCUAAGCUCAAUAAAAUGUUUUAACUGGACAACACUACACAUGAGAAUCUAACAUAAGUGUAGGCUGUAAUUUCUUCCCUCGUAAACUCAACGACUGAGUGCUUUUUCACCUUUGUAGAAGAUAUUUUUUUGGAUAAUAUAGGACCUUCUGAAACAGACUCAGGGUUCAUACGCAUUUUAACCAAUACUUUUUCAUGACUUUUUAGCAAAUUUCCAUGACUAUGUGUUCCUGAAAAUGUCAGUCGACAUUAUACAAUAAGAAUACA